Molecule: messenger RNA, 663 nt
Organism: Chelmon rostratus (copperband butterflyfish)
Lineage: Eukaryota; Metazoa; Chordata; Actinopteri; Chaetodontiformes; Chaetodontidae
Product: poly(A) polymerase type 3-like
Exons: 8
Coding region: 1-663 (220 amino acids)
Cellular component (GO): nucleus
Molecular function (GO): poly(A) RNA polymerase activity
Source: RefSeq, a predicted model, not a curated record
AUGCAAACGUUCCGUUUCAGUCCACCAGUCCCAGAUAGUCCCAACAGGUACAGGAUCACUGGUCCGGUCAGCCGAGAUCCGCCCACAGAGGCUGACUUGAUCCAGUCCAGAAAACUGAUCCAAAGUCUGAGGUCACAUGGUGAAGAUGACUUGGAGCUUCGUCACAGAGAGACGGUCAUGGAAAGGCUUGAUUCGCUCUAUCACGAGUGGCUGAGGGAGACCUGCGAACGAAUGGAGGCGAUCAGGCGACAGGAGGAGGACGUACAGGUUCAGGAGGCGCUCGUCCCGGCCAUCAGACUCUCCUUUGAUGGGAUUGAGGUUGAUUUACUGUAUGCUCGGGUGCCACGGUGGAACAUUCAUGCCAACACGGAUCUCCUCAGUGAUGAGUUUUUGGAGCACCUCGAUGAGCGCUGCAUCAGCAGUCUAGAUGGCUACAGAGUUACAGUGGAGAUCCUCCAUCUGGUGCCUCACAUCCACACCUUCAGGCUGACUCUGAGAGCCAUCAAGCUGUGGGCCAAACGACGUGGCAUUUACUCCAACAGGAUGGGCUUCCCGGGCGGAGUAUCAUGGGCCAUACAGGUAGCCAGAAUUUGCCAGGCGUACCCGACGGCUACACCGUCCACCCUGGUGAUGAAGUUCUUCCAGACCUACUACAUGUGGUGA